AUGGAUCAACCAGCUACAUUGAAAAAAAGAUUUUUUUUUCGCUCUGCCCGUUUCCUGUCUGCUUUGGGCAAAGAAAGAGGUGUAUGCAUCGAGGAGGCUAUUGAUCUAAAACGAGGAUCAACUAAAAUGGAAAUCGCCCUACGGAGGCUACUGCUCACUGAAGCUCGUGUGGUUAUCGUUCUGCUUGGUGACAAAAACUGGAUCGAGUUGAUGAAAGCAUUGCGAAGCGAAUUGGUGAUUGCCGGACGUUUCAUCUUCUUCUCUCCACAAGAAGCUCGUUGGACGUCGUCGAAGCAAUUCUUGGAACAAUGGCCUCAUUUUGAUCAGUUGCUAUUGACUGUAACAGCAGAAAAACCAAGAGAUCAAUUGCGACUGAACCAGCUGGAAUCAAAAUUUACUCGUUUGCCUUUCCCACAGCAUUGGCUGAAACAGUUUUGGGCAACUGCAUUUCAGUGUCAUAUCGAUGGUGAAGCCACACCUGGAGAGCAGUUUUCAAAAGAAUGUUCUCCUAUACAAAUGCUCAACGUUAGCGCUAUCACUCCAGACGUCGAUAUUGCCCCCAUCUCUAUUGCGGUAACAGCGAUCGCCCACGCUACUAGAAAAUUAGUGGACAACAUAUGCCCAGGUGCACUUAUCCAACGGCUCAGCGACUGUAUAAAUGAUCCACAGGAUGCAUUAUUCUCCACAAUUCACACACUAUAUCUGUCACAUCCUAUGUCAUCAGAGCCCGUGACUUUCAAUGAUACAACAUUUUCCCGAGAUCACACACUAAUUGUGAAUCGGGUACUUUUCGAUGCACAACUCGAAUAUGAAUCAAUCGCUAGAUGGGACCAUGUUCAUGGAUUCGAUUAUACAGCUGCAUCAGAACUUGUUAUGGAAGAACGUGAUGGCUCUAGAGCGCCAUUGAAAUCUACGUGUCCUAGAUCGACUUGCUCAGCUGAUGUGACAAGGCGAGCGCUAGCCGGAGUUGUUCCAAGCGUUAAAGACUCUCUCAAAAGUAUUGGAGUUUUGAUUUAUGCCAUUUGCGCAGGCCUUGCAUUCUUUGUUUGCCUCAUGUGUAUGUAUCAAAAAGUAGUUUGCCGAAUAAGCGACGCUUACAGGAUAUGCACAGCCUACACCUUUGGAGGUUUGUCGAUGCUUUGCCUUAUUUCCAUCACAUUCUUUAUGGCUCCAAAUCCAUUCGCUUGUUUCUCGCGAAAAAUUCUCUUCCCAGUUGCUGUAAUAACCAUAUUUGGCCCUAUAGCAGUGAAGAGCAUCUGUAUAUGGCAUGCUGAUCUUCUCACUGCACGUGGCGAACAUCGUCAAGCAGCUGUUCGACACUCUGUGCUUACUUUCUGGGUUUGCGCCGCUAUCGUAAUGAUCCAAAUUGUAAUCUCAUCGGAAUGGGCCAUAUUUGAAUCGGCAAUGGAUUUGACAUAUGUCGUAUCAGAGCGCCACGGAAAUGCCUGGAGAUGCACACCGGGUAAUGACUCUGAGCAUCGCAUUAUCUGGUCAUGUGCUUUGAGCGGAAUUAUGGUUGUAGUGUCUCUUGUGUGUUCGACACUUAGCGUUCGUCACUCGCAAAGUCGUCAGAAUAUUCUGAUCUCGGUGUUGGCAGUAAUGUUCGCAGCAGCACUCUACAUUUCACUACCUUUACUGAGUUUUCAAGCAAGAGAUUUCACAUGUGCUGCGAUGCAAUUGACGCUCUGCUUUUUGGUUAUUGUGAUCUCGUACUGUCAACAAGCGUUCGCAUCUGAUGACAACGAAUCCAGCAAUGUUUCACUUGUUCCAAGCACCAUUGGACGAUCGCAACAGAUACAACCGUUUUGGGUGGAAGCAUCAGUGACUCUAACGAAUUCUCAGAAGCAGGCUAUCUACGACAACUAUCAUGGCAACCACAUUUCAGCUACUCGCUCAGAAAAACCAGGUGUCACAGUUCCGAACAUUUCAACCGCGAAGGAGCGACCGGCUGUGCGACAGAUCUCCAUCGCUGAAAAAUACGACAUACCGCCCUCUACGAUUUCCAAGUAUGGACAGCAUGAAUACGCAGCCGAUAAUGAUAGCGAAGAAGAACAAAAUGCGAGACUCUGACGCGCGAAUCGAAGCGUAUCUUCCACGAUGUAUCACUUGAACCAAAUAAUUUAUUACUUUUAUUGGUUGAUCGC
This is a messenger RNA of Cylicocyclus nassatus, 2144 nucleotides long. The record is from the annotation of a GenBank genome assembly. NCBI's taxonomy places the organism in Eukaryota, Metazoa, Nematoda, Chromadorea, Rhabditida, Strongylidae.